CCUCAACAAAGGAACAAAAGCUACAACUCAAAGGGCAAAUGACUAUUAAACGAGGAAGUAAUGAAUCUCUUGAAGCAUUCCUCAAGAAAUUCAAAAAUAUCUGUGACAGUCUAGCUGCCAUUAACAAGCCUCUUGAUGAUCUUGAUAAGGUGUUUCAUUUGUCUAGAGUGGUUGGGUCACGCUACCAACCAUAUAAUCUUGCUGCAGAAGAGGAAGAAGAAAAGAAUUCAGCCCCAAACUAUCGACAAGUGUUUAUUGUUCAAAAAGGAAGAGGAAACCGAGGCAGAGGCAGAAAAAGCUUCAACUCUAGAAGAAGAGGCUUCAUACAAGCAAGCAAUAACAACAACCACUGGUUUGGAAACAAUAGACCAGUUGUCACAAAUAACAACCCUCAGCCAUAUCAAGGAAACCUGCAACAGAAGAACCAGCCUAAGACACAGAGUUCAAAAGACUUGCCUCAAGCUCUUGCUGCAGUAUCCUUAUCAGAGGACAAAGAUCCAAGUUUCUAUGCUGACUCUACAGCAAGUGACCAUAUGACCUCAGACAAAGAUCCAAAGACACAACAAAUUCUUACCAAAGGAUCUAGGAAAGGGCAGCUUUAUGCAUUAGAUGAAGAAGCACAGUAUACUCUCUCAACACUAGCAAUGAACAGGGCAGAAGACUCUAUUUGGCACCAGCGUUUGAGGCAUCCCCAGUCUCGUACAUUAGAAACUCUUUCUUCAAGAAAAGAUAUUAUUAUCUCAAAAUGGGCUACACCUUCUCGUUUGUGUACUAGUUGCCAAAUGGGAAGAGUUAAAUUUCAAAGGAUGGGUGAGAACCAAUUCGAAAGAACUAUUAAAGUCUUUCAAUGUGAUGGUGGAGGAGAGUUUACAAGCAAAAACUUUCAAGAUCAUCUAGCAAAAUGUGGUAUCAAACAACAAAUUUCAUGUCCUGGUACUCCUGAGCAAAAUGGGGUGGCAAAAAGAAAACAUCGCCACAUUGUUGAGACCGGAAGUCUACAACCUUCAAAACAUAUCAGUAGCAUGGAAGAAUCCUACCCUAAAAAAUCGAAGUUCAUAAAUCACAUGCCCAUUUGUGGUGAUUCAAGCCCACCUGGUACGACAAAUGAGGUUCAACCAGCUAGUUCUCAUGUGUUACCACUACCAAUAAAGGAGCCACCACAAGAUGAGCCAGAACAUGAGUCAAUAACUCCAGACCAUCUAACUGCAAAUCCAGUAAGAGAUGAAGGGAGUCGUGAUGACAUUUCCUCUCCUAUUAAUGCCUCAACAGUAAUUGAACACCCUUCAUCAACCUCUCCAAAAAAACAAUACUUGGGAGCUGGUCUGUGUCCCCCUGGAGCUAAUAUAGUUGGAUCAAAGUGGGUUUUCAAAACCAAGCUAAAUCAAGAAGGUUCCAUUGAGAGGUUCAAAGCACGUUUAGUGGCAAAAGGGUUCUUGCAAGUUCCUGGUCUGGAUUUUGAUGAGACUUUCAGUCCGGUACUUAAGCCCACAACACUUCGUCUUGUGAUUGCACUUGCUACAACUCAAUCAUGGCCUUUGCAUCAACUUGAUGUAAAGAAGGCCUUCCUCCAUGGCAUGCUCAAAGAAACUGUGUAUAUGACGCAACCCCCUGGUUUUGUUGAUCCUCAAUAUCCUAAGUAUGUAUGCUGCUUACACCGCUCAAUCUACGGGCUUAAACAGGCUCCUUGUGCUUGGUUUGACAGGUUCACUCUACACCUUCUAAGAAUGGGGUUUUAUUGUAGCCAAGCUGAUUCCUCUCUUUUUGUCCUUCGAAAUUCACAAGCCACUGGUAUUCUUCUCUUAUAUGUUGGUGAUAUUGUUCUCAUGGCUAGCACAGAUGAACUACUUUAGCAAAUUAUUUCAAAUCUCAGUGAGGAAUUUGCACUCAAGGAUCUAGGGCCUCUUCAUUACUUCCUUGGUAUAGAGGUAACAAAAUUUUCUAAAGGGAUUAUCCUUUCUCAAAACAAGUAUGCACAUGAUUUACUAAAUCGAGCAUCAAUGAUGGAGGCAGCUCCAAUCUCUACACCAUUAGCUAUUAAAGACACUAUUACUUC
Molecule: messenger RNA, 2053 nt
Organism: Rubroshorea leprosula
Lineage: Eukaryota; Viridiplantae; Streptophyta; Magnoliopsida; Malvales; Dipterocarpaceae
Source: the annotation of a GenBank genome assembly